AUCACAUCAGAGGGUAAAACCCUCUCAUCCAAACGAAUUGAAGCUAUUCAAACUAUCCCAAAGCCAGAAACAAAGAAACAAGUCAUGAGUUUUUUAGGGAUGACUUCGUAUUGUCGGCAAUGGAUUCCACAUUAUGCUGAAAUAGAGGCACCACUAUCAGCAAUUGUGUAUGGAAAAGGCCUCACUGCAAAUAACAGAGUCACCUGGACAACUGAAGCUGAGAAAGCUUUUGUUGAUUUGAAGUUAGCUAUGCAAUCUCCUCCGACAUUAGGACUACCAGACUGUACCAGGCGCUUUACACAGACUGUGGAUGAAAGAGGCGGGUAUAUGACAUCUGUGCUGCUGCAGGACCAUGGGGGACGACUGAGACCGGUAGCUUAUUUUUCCUCACGACUUGACUCUGUGGCAGCAGGACUCCCAACUUGUCUUAGGGCUGUAGCAGCUGCUGAGAAAGCUGUGAUUGCAUCACGUGAUGUUGUGGGUUAUGCUGAUUUGACGUUACUGGUGCCACAUGCUGUUUCAAUGAUUUUGCUUGAACAAAAAACUUCUCACCUUUCAACAGCUAGAUGGCUCAGAUAUAAUACAGUGUUACUUGAAAUGCCAAACAUCACUAUUAAGAGGUGCACUGUUCUUAACCCCGCUACUCUCCUCCCUACACCAGGUGAUGGAGAGCCACAUGAUUGUGUUGCAGUAAUAACUGAAAUUUGUUCUCCCAGACCAGAUUUACAGGAUGUACCACUGGUGAAUGCAGACAUGGAGCUGUUUGUGGACGGCUCAGCAUCAAGGGAUCCAGCAACUAGUAGAAACCAAGUGGGUUUUGCAGUAACAACUUUGUAUGAUACAAUCAUAGCUGAACCACUCCCAUCACAGUAUUCUGCACAAGCUGCAGAAUUAGUUGCAUUGACUGAAGCAUGCAAAUAUGCAAGAGACAAGAGUGUCAACAUCUUCACUGAUAGUAGAUACGCAUGGGGUGUGGCACAUGAUUUUGGCAGACUUUGGGCUAAUAGAAAGUUUUUAACCUCUACAGGUAAACCCAUUACACACCAUACCCUGGUUGCUGCUCUUCUUGAUGCUGUGUUGCUACCUAAACUGAUUGCAAUCUGUAAAUGUGAAGCGCAUACUAGGGAACUUGACUCAGUUUCACGGGGAAAUGCAAGAGCAGAUAUUGCUGCAAAGGCUGCAGCGAAACGUAGCCUGCCAGUUAAUGAUGCUUUUGUUUUGGAUGUGCCCGUGACACCUAAUGCUGAUUUACAGGAGCUGCAAGCGAGGGCAACACCAGAGGAGAAGGUUGUUUGGAAGAAAGCAGGCUGUUCUGUUACUGACGGAAUUUGGUGUGGGCCAGAUGGAAAACCUUGUUUACCUAAAUAUCUGUUUCCUUAUUAUGCUAAGUUGAUACACGGUAAAGACCAUGUGUCAAAGGGGGGAAUGCAAGCAGAUAUACAGAAGUAUUGGUUUACAAAAGGAUUUUCAAACUACUCAAAAAAAUUCUGUCAGAAAUGUGUAAUUUGUGCUACGAAUAAUAUUGGUAGAGGAAUCCAUACUGCACAAAGUGCACAUCCAGCACCAAACGAACCAUUUGAUCAUUUACAGAUGGAUUUUAUUGAACUAACACCAAGCGAGGGAAAGAAGUACUGUCUUGUUGUGGUUGACAUGUUUUCCAAAUGGGUAGAGGCUUUUCCCUCAUCGAAACAGGAUUCUUCAGCAGUGGCAAAGGCACUUCUGGGGGAAUUCAUUCCUCGGUGGGGAAUCCCAAGAAAGAUAUCCAGUGAUAAUGGUACUCCAUUUGUAAGCGCAGCUUUAAAGAGUGUUGGUGAGUAUUUGGGUAUCGAUAUGCGACAACAUUGUGCUUACCAUCCUGCUAGUGGAGGAGCAGUGGAAAGAGAAAACGGCACAUUGAAAAACAAACUGGUCAAAUGCUGUGAGGAAACAGGGCUGACAUGGACAAAGGCAUUACCUAUUGUUUUAAUGUACAUGAGAUCUAGAGUGAGAAGUAAGAAUGGUUUGAGUCCUUAUGAGAUUCUCUUUUCACGUCCAAUGGAGACAGGAAUUGGUCCUGUUAAAAGGCAGCUUCCUCAGACCAGUCAAUGUGAAGAUGAAAUGUUGCGAUAUUGUGUAAAUCUUUCCUCUGUUCUCCUUGAUAUCCACAGGCAGGUGAAAGACGCCCUACCAAAAUCCAUAGACGGUGAACUGCAUGAUUUGAAACCAGGAGACUGGAUUGUGGUGAAGGACCUGAGGAGGAAAAGCUGGAGAGCACGCCGGUGGAACGGGCCCUAUCAAGUUCUUCUCACCACGCAGACGGCAGUGAAGGUCGCAGAGAGGGCAACCUGGGUACAUGCAAGCCAUUGCAAGAGGGUACCUGAGCCAGGAGAGGAUUCUUCAGGACAGAACGUGCGUUGA
This is a messenger RNA of Limanda limanda (common dab), 2397 nucleotides long. Its product is annotated as protein NYNRIN-like. The transcript has a single exon. Gene Ontology annotation, molecular function: nucleic acid binding; RNA-DNA hybrid ribonuclease activity. Gene Ontology annotation, biological process: DNA integration. Bases 85 to 2397 code for a protein of 770 amino acids. The record is from RefSeq and is a predicted model, not a curated record. NCBI's taxonomy places the organism in Eukaryota, Metazoa, Chordata, Actinopteri, Pleuronectiformes, Pleuronectidae.